UGUGUUGAACAUUUUGCAGAGAGCUCAGCCUGCAGCUCUGACACCGGGGAAAGUGAACACAAGAAGGAAAUGUGUAAGGGAGCAGCCUCCAGCCCGGGUCCGCCUCCUUUCCCCGGCCGAGAACGGGUCGCCUUGCAGCUCUGUUUCAAGGCGUAUCCGGAAAGAGUCCUGUACCCAGGGCUGUACCGGCUGGCACACAGAGAGGUGCCCAGGCGGAGAUGCUGCUGAUGCUGGCCAACACCAGUACCCUGCUGGUCUGCUCGGUGCUCAAAGUGCCCCAAAUCAUCACCGUCAUCUCAGCGAAAACUGCCCGAGGACUCAGUGUCCGGAGCCUGCUCCUAGAGCUCAUCGGGUUUUCGAUUUUCCUGACAUACCAGACUUACUAUGGGUACCCAUUGACAACAUACUUGGAGUAUCCAGUCUUAAUUCUACAAGAUGUUAUUCUCUUAAUGUGUGUUCUCUUUUAUAAUGGAAACAUUGGAACAGCUUUACCGUACACAAUCCUAUUUAUCAUUGGUUGGCGUCUGUUAACAAUCCAUAAGUUAAUCAUAGACUUAGCUAUGAGUCUGUCCAUAUGUAUUGGUGCAUUAAGUAAAUACGCUCAACUCCAGUCCUUGUGGAAGACCCGUGAUUCUGAAAAAGUCAGUGCCCUGACGUGGAGCCUGGGAAUCUAUACUAUAUGCGCUAGAAUUUUCACCACACUGAUGACCACAUCGGACACUGCAGUUCUUAUACGUUAUGCCGUUAUUGGUGUGUUGAAUAUGUGGGUUUUGACCACCAUAAUGUACUACAGGAAGACUGGAAAGAGAAGGGAGUAAACAUAGUGAGGAGCAGCACCCUGAUGAACUGGUUUUCUGGAUUAAGUCAAAGAUGUGGCCUUGGUGAAAAUUGAGAAACAGCACUUUACAAUGUAUCACAAUAGAAUAAUGACUCAAAGCAACCAAAUAUGCUGAGUGAAUUUUGGAUCUGUCAAGGGAACGUUUGUUGGUAUAGCCAUCAUUCUGAACCCUUGGCAUAGUUUACAAGUAAGUAAAUUAUACUGUCAAUAACUUGUUAAAAUCAUUAAAUGAUUGAAGUAGAAGGUAGGACAAUUCUUGAUUCAGUUUUAUUGUCUAUCUGUCAUCAGUACGAUGUUUAGAAAUUUACAGCAGCUCAGUGGAUGAGAAUAAUGUUGUUAAGAUUAUUUUAAAACCUUAAGCGAAAACACAUUGCUGGUGAAACUCAACAGGUUUGGCAGCAUCAGCAGCAAGAAAGCAGAAUUAACAUUUUGAGGCAGUGACUCUUAACAGAAUGGAUAAUGAAAAGUCAAUGGAGCUGAAAGGUUAACUCUGCUUUCUUCCCACAGAUGUUGCCAGACCUGCUGAGUUUCACCAGCAAUUUUUAUCUUUGUUUCCGAUCUCCAGCACCCAUAAUUUUUUAUUUCAAAACUUUACACUUUGAAUAGUUCACAGCUAACCAAAGUGAGAUAAAAUUAAUAGAUGGAGGUAUUUAUUACAAUAACAACAUUGUAAUAGUAAUAAACACAAGCACUAGUUUAUAACCUGUUAAGUCAAAACUUUAAGGACAGAGCUGUGUAAACGCUUUGUGGUGAGCGUCUAUGAUCUGCAGGCAAAAUCCCAGAACUCUAUGUAGGCAAAUAUAGGUGAAAAAAACUGAAUGAAGGUUAUCCUUUAUUACAGAUAUUAUCUGUUGUAUUCACAAAAGCUACUAAAUGUAAGUUUUCCCAUUUUUUUUCCAUAAGCGUUUAAUAUGAAAUUACAGUAUAGUCAAGAUAUAACACGAUAUUGACUGGUCUUCAAUCACUCGGAGGUGAAAUGCCACAGAGCUGGGCUAUGACAUUGUUACUGUAACUUUGAAUCCAAAUGUGGUUAUAUGGAAAUUGAGAUGGUGCAAUAGGAAGAGCUGAGGGGAUAUUCAUUCCCCUUGUUUAUACGGAGAGCCAUGCCAGAAUUAGUUAGGCACAAGGAAACACAUUUGUGUUGAUCAUUUGUAGAUGAUGUUUACAUCACAUGACCUAAGGUUAAAAUCAGAUCAAUCAGGAAUAAUACUCAAAGAUCUGAGACAAAAUACAAAAGCAGUCUCUGUAGGUAGUCCAUUAAUGCUUGGGGUGAUAGUGACCAGGACUGCAUGAGGCCAUUUGAGGAAUAGUCUACAAAGAGAAACCAGUGUUAUAAAAGGGAAAAUGAGUUCAAUGAGAAGUUCUGAAGAAGUGUCUUGACCCGAAAUGUCAGUUUUCCUGAUCCUCCGAUGUUGCCUGGCCUGCUGCGUUCUUCCAGCUCCACACUGUGUUAUCUCUGACUCGAGCAUCAGCAAUUCUUACUAUCUCUGAGGAGAUUGUUGAGGCCUUGACAGAGAUCAUUGUAUUCUCUUUAACCACAGGUGAGGUCCCAGAAGACUGCAGAAUAGCUAAUGUUGUUCCUUUUCUUCAAGAAGGGCAACAGGGAUAAUCCUGGAAACUAUAGGCCAGUGAGCCUUACAUCAGUGGCAGGAAAAUUAUUGGAGAAGAUUCUUAGUAAAAGGAUACACUUGCAUUUGGAGAAGAAUGGACUUAUUGGAGAUAGUCAGUGUAGCUUUAUGCAGGGGAGGUCACGUCUCACAAACUUGAUUGAGUUUUUUGAGGAAGUGAUCUUGAUGAUCAAGGAGGGUAAGGCAGUGGAUGUUGUCUACAUGGCAUUUUACUAAAGCAUUUGACAAGGUCCCUCACGGGAGGUUGGUUCAGAAGAUUAAAUCACAUGGAAUCAAUGAUGAGUUGUCAAGUUGGAUACAAAAUUGGCUUGGCUGUACAAGACAGUGUUGUUGUGGAGGGGUGUUUUUCUGACUGGAGGUCUGUAACUUCUGGUGUUCCUGAUAGAAGGAUAUAAAAUUGAGAUGCAUGAAUAAGGUAGUUAGUCAGAGUCUCCCAGAGACAUGGUGGACCAAAGGGCCUGUUCCUAUGCUGUACUGUUCUGUUCUAGAACAGUAGAAAUUUAGGUUUAAGAGAGAAUGGGAAAGUAAGUAUUAACUGUAAAAUGGACUAUACGGAAACUUCAGAACUUUGAAAUGAGUGCAAGUAAAUUCUCAUAUACACUCAGUCACUCUAGACAAAUGGGUAGUGUAAAAGAAGUAAUGAGCAAUUCAUAGUUAUUAUUUUAUAACAACUCUUAGAUGUUAAUUGACAUAACAUUAAUUAAAGUACAAGAAAACCCAUAUCACUUUCCACACAAGAUCCCAUAUAUUUCAAGUAUGAAAUCAAUAUCGUUGAGGCACAUGGUGUUUGCAGUAUUUUUUCACUAGUGCUGACAGCUACUGUUUUCGGAGUUAAGUGAUUCUACCAAGUUCAGAAAUUCUGUUACUAAAGGUUGAAGUUUUUUUUUUUAAAAGUUUGAACACGAGUUUUUUUUUAAACUCUAGGACUUCUUAAAGGUUUAAGAAGUUUCAGUUUUGUUGUAAAUUUCAUUUUUUUCUUAAAAUAUUGUUUUAAUCAAAUUCUGCAUACAGUACAGCAUGCAGAUAUUUUCAUAGAACGUUUUCUUGUGAUUUACCUUUAGUUGGAAAGAAUUGGAAAUCAAAACCAGCUUUUCUUUCCAACAGAAACAAUCCUCAUGAAUUUCAGUUUUGCAUUUUUAAUGAAUAUUACAGCCAGGUUUUUAAAUAUUAGCUUUUCAACAUUUAUAUUUAAACGAUCGUAGCAACAAAAUUGUUUUGCGUAUUUUAAUUAUACUAUGUAUUGUUGCACUGCAAGUGAAAACAUACUUAAAUAAACCAUUACCAAAAUUAUUAUAAGUGUAAAAUGUGAUUUGAGGUCCAUGGGGAAGUGCAAUCAUUGACAGUCUGAUUGCUCAAUCACAGACAGUCUGAUUGCUCAAUCACAAGGUUGUAAGAAAAAUACAAACCUAGUGGUCUCUAUUGGUUGGAUAAGUGAACUAUUCAGAUCUUGUGUAUCAAUUUCAAUAUUGUUAAUUAGUAAUGCAGCAAACUGUGCAUUCAUAGGGCUACACUCAGUGUUUAUAUUUGACUUAAAAUGAAAAUAGAAUCUCUGGUAGAUACAAACUUUUUAGUCAAGAUAAAGCUUGUUGAAUUAAUAAUUCACUCAGUGCCAUUCUCUGUUUCAAAAAACUAUAAUUUCCUUUUGAAUCUGCUUCCACCACGCUCACUUCCAGAUCUUGGUGUUUCUCACAUCACUUUAAAUCACUUGUUCUUGAUCCUUUUGCAGGUAGGAAUAGUUGCUUCCUAUAUACAUCUGUUCCAACACAUCAUGAUUUUGAGUACCUUUCGCAAAUCAUAUCUUGGUCUUUUCUAAGAAAAACAGUUCAAACAUCUCCAAUCUAUUUUCAUAACUGAAGGUUUUCUUCCAUUGAACCAUUCCUGUGAAUCUUUUCAAUGCUGUCUCCUAUGCCUUUAUAUCCUUCCUGACAUGUGCCACCUAGAACUACACUCAAUGCUCCAGCUGAGGCUGAACUAUAUCUUAUAAAAAUAUGACAUCGCCUCCUUGCUCUUGUUCUCUAUAGCCCUAUUAUUAAAGCCUAGGAUACUGUGACCUUUAUUAACUGCUCUUUCAGACUGUCCUGUCACUUUCAACAACUUGUGCAUAUAUGCAUCUGGUUUCUUCUGUUCCUAUACCCUUUUUGUACUGUCUUUGUUUUCUUCCAAUCAAUUAAAUCAACAUUUCUCUGCAUUACACUUGAUCUGUCAUCCGUCCAUCCAUUCCAGUAACUUGUCUCUGACCCCUUGGAGGUCUUUUGAAAUGGAUUCAUUUUAACGUAAUUUCAUCUGGGUAUAGCUGUCGGGACUAAAUAUUAAUACAAAUUACAGAUAAGUAAUGUGGAAUACAGAUCAUUGACUGAUGUAAUAGCCUGCUUUUGUACUUGGACCUGCUUUUAAUAGCAUUUCUAUUGUCAAUAUAGACAAACCUAUAACUGGUAAAUAUGGAACUUAAAAUUUUUACAAGUGACUUCAUACAAUGUAAUGUUUCAGGUGACUUUUCUUGCAUAAAGCACACAGAUAAUAGAUAAAUUUAUGACUAAUCAAUCUGUCUUCAUGCCUUAUUUUAUAAAGCAGAUUAUGUACAUCUCUCAUCUUUUCUUAAUCUAAGUUUAUUCUUGCUUUUUUGGAUUUUGUAAAUGGUUGUGUAUCUCAAUUUCAUUUUACCGUUCUUGAGAAGAAAUUACCACUUAUUUACUUGAGACAAUUUUGCAAUAGAAUUAUAUCACUUCUAUGUGUCUUGUUUCAUUAUGUAGUGGGAGUAGAAAAUGCCAUGUUUCAGUAUUGAAGCCUUAGAAGACGUUGUCGGUGUACCAUUGACAAAAAGAAUUAAUUAUAAUGUUACAAAACAGGAAUAGCAAGCUUUACUAUAACUGGGUUUGCAAUAGUGUAAUGAAAACAUUCAACGACCCUCAAAAUUGCCCCAUUGUUCCUAACUAGACUUUACAAAUAACUGCUCUGAAGCAAAUUAAGUUAUGGCCAAGUUUAUUAUUAAUUACAUAACUUUAGCAGAACACAGAUAAACAAGAGGUAAACUAAGCUCUAAAGCCCAGUCUUCUUCAUAGCCUCCACUCACACAGGCAGGCACAGGAAAGGGAUAAAUUUAAAAAUGUAAUCUUGCUAGUACAAUAAACCUUUCAAACAAUGGAUAUGAGGCCUUUAUGAAGUCCUUCGACAAUGUUUAUUUUCUUUUAACAGGCCUUGCUUGAAUUCCAAAGUUACCAGUUCAUGCAAACAGAUUCAUCAGAUCUUCAGAAAUACCCACAUUUCUUACUGGGAUUAUUUUCUAGAACAUUUAACAAUUCGAUAACUUGAAAUUUGAGAGAACAGAACAUAGCAACAGUCUCUAAUGCUUCCAAAAAAUCACACUCCAGCUUUGGUGGAUUGAAUUGCACUUGCCAUACACUGAUAUGGGGGUCAGUUAGCUCAUUUGGGUAGAUGGCAAUUCUGGCACCAGCUGUGGUUCCUUCUCAACCUCUCCCCUCAGGUGAAACCAACUCUAUGGUCCAGGAGGAUUACAGCAACUUUACCCUUACAUUGAUAUCGAUACAUCCUACAGCUUUCUUCUUCGCUAUCAACCACAUGGCCACCUUUUGUAAUAUAUCCAAAGUUCACAUUUGUGCCCUUUAAUAAACAAAACUUUGAUUUCUAUCAUAUUUUCCAGGCUUUUCUUUUGAUUGUGAACUAACGUAAAUGGGCCUGUCACUGCAGGAGGGUAGGAAAAGAAAUCUCAAAAUUAUUUCGAAACCUGAUUUUUAAAAAAUUGGACAACCUUAUUGGACUCAUUGGCCUAGGCUGAUCACAUGGUCAUAUUUCUAGAAACUUCUGAACCCCACCUGUAUAAUAUAAAUACUCCAACUAAAGGACUUCAGCUGUCUGCUUCCAGCUAACACAAGGCAAGAAACCGUGAAGGCCCACUAUGCUAAAAUGAAUGCUAAGACUUUUAAUUCCUUUUUCAACUAGCAAUGGAAACUUUCAUGGGGAAAAUUAAAGUUGCACUGUUAGGUUAAUAACCUACCCAUUAACCUAUCAAAAUUGGCCUUCAGCAUCUGAAAUGCCUGACUUUGUCACAUGACUAAAAGUGGAGUUUGUUGAAUUUCUUAAAAUUCCAAAAUUCAGGCAGUUAGGGUCUUAACAUCACAAGAAGAGUAGCUGAAAGGCUUGCUUUACAUCACUAUCUCUCGAACAUCUCACCUCAAGAAAGAAUCAUGGACUUCAGCUGCCAAACUGGACUAAGUCUCCGCAUACAAGAACAAACGUCGUACCUUUGCCAUCAUCUGCUUCCCAACUCCCAGGAAAAGAAUUGCUAUAAGCCAACAGACUUUCAAUUGGCUGCUAACUCAAUAGAGUCAAAGUCAUGCAAACCGUUACCAAGUUUGUUGAUUUUGAGAAAUUCAUAAAUUGUAAAUUUUUUUCCGCCUACAUUGUAUGCUUGUGUGUAUGAAUGAAGUGGCAAAGCAAUUUCUCACAUUAAAUGUUUUGUUAAUAAAUCCCACCUGUAGGUUCACCUUAAA
Messenger RNA from Rhincodon typus (whale shark), 6974 nucleotides. It is a transcript of the gene slc66a3, whose product is annotated as solute carrier family 66 member 3. Bases 219 to 818 code for a protein of 199 amino acids. NCBI's taxonomy places the organism in Eukaryota, Metazoa, Chordata, Chondrichthyes, Orectolobiformes, Rhincodontidae. The record is from RefSeq and is a predicted model, not a curated record. The transcript is spliced from 7 exons.